Molecule: messenger RNA, 1805 nt
Organism: Harpegnathos saltator (Jerdon's jumping ant)
Lineage: Eukaryota; Metazoa; Arthropoda; Insecta; Hymenoptera; Formicidae
Gene: barc
Product: RRM1_TatSF1_like and RRM2_TatSF1_like domain-containing protein barc
Exons: 7
Coding region: 184-1497 (437 amino acids)
Biological process (GO): mRNA splicing, via spliceosome
Cellular component (GO): U2-type spliceosomal complex; U2 snRNP
Molecular function (GO): RNA binding
Source: RefSeq, a predicted model, not a curated record
GUUUCUAUUGUGUCAUUUGUACGGUGCGAAUGUUGAUUAUUGUCAGUGUUGAUUGUUGUAAUCACGUGGAUUAUUAGUGGAUUAUUAAUCACGAUACAGACAACGGUCGUCUUGGAACUUGCAGAUGAUAAAGGUUUGUAAACUGAUCACUUUGUAAACUGAUUCAAUAAGCCAGUAUUCAGUAUGACUGAUACACAAGAAUCAGAGAAGCAAGAUGAUCCUAUGAAGAACUAUGAAUUUGAUGGACAAACUUACAUUUAUACCGACAAAGCUACAAAUAUUACCUAUAAGUUUGACCAAGAAAAUAAUAAGUGGAUGAUAAAGAAAGAUAACGAGAAGAAUUCUGAUAAUAAGGAGAGUUCUGGAGAAACUGAAAAGAAGGAAAAUGCCAGUUCUGAAGUUAACUCAUCUGGUAUUUUUGGCUUUGAAAAUGAUACGCACACGUACACAGAUCCAAACGAUGGCAGCAUGUAUAUCUGGGACAAGGAAAAGAAUGCCUGGUUUCCCAAGGUUGAUGAAGACUUUAUGGCUAAGUACCAGAUGAGCUAUGGUUUCGCAAACACUAACGCACCACAGCUGAAAGCAGAACCUCAGCCUCCAGCACCUGCUCAGAAAAUCAAAGAAGAAAAGGAGCAGAGAAAAGCAGAAGCCAAACGGAAAGCUCAGGAACCACCGAGCUGGUUUGAAGUUGAUGAGGCGCAUAAUACCGCUAUUUAUGUAUCUGGCCUACCUCUGGAUAUUACCAUGGACGAGCUAACGCAACUCUUUACCAAGUGCGGCCUCAUAGCUAGGGACGAAAAAGGAAGAGACAAAAUUAAGCUGUACAAAGACGCUGCUGGUGAGCCGAAAGGGGAUGCUCUCUGCACCUAUAUUAAGGUCGAGUCAGUGGACUUGGCGCUAAAGAUUCUGGACGGUUCAGAAAUUCGCGGGAAAACGCUAUCGGUUCAAAGGGCAAAGUUCCAAAUGAAGGGUGAAUACGACCCGGGGUUGAAGCCGAAGCGGAAAAAAAAGGACAAGGAACGGCAGAAGAAGAUGCAGGAAAAGCUAUUCGAUUGGCGACCGGAGCGUAUGCGAGGAGAGCCGUUGAAGUGCGAAAGGGUCGUCGUUAUAAAGAACCUUUUCGCGCCAGAGGAUUUCGACAAGGAAGUCCAGCUUCUACUGGAAUACCAGCAGGACAUCCGAUCCGAGUGCCUCAAGUGCGGUGACGUCAGGAAAGUUGUUAUCUAUGACAGACAUCCCGAAGGAGUAGCGCAGGUCACAUUCCGAGAGCCGGCAGAGGCGCAAGCUUGCGUGCAGCUUUUGAACGGCCGUUGGUUUAGCCAAAGGAAGAUCUCGGCGGAGAUCUGGGAUGGCAAGACCAAGUAUAAAAUUACGGAGACUGACGCGGAGAUAGAAGCGCGAAUGGACAAAUGGGACAAAUAUUUGGAUCAAGAGGAGGAGAAGAGGGAACAGGAAAUGAAAGCCAGCAACGAAGCGCAAAAAGCGUCGUUACAAUAAGAAAGUAUCUUAUGAAAAAAGGAAACACGGUCGAUAAAAUCACGACUUCAUUUCGAAAAUUCUAUAUACAUAUAUAUAUAUUUUUUUUUAUAAUCUUUAAAAGUCCUCGUCGUUGUUUGGCAAUAAAUAUUAAAUUUCAGAUUUUUCUUUCGGGCAUUUUAAGAAGAACACGAUGAUUAAUUAUUGAUACGACGGCAAAGCCUAUGAUUGUAAGUUUCUCGUAUUCUUCGUCGAUAAAUCAGCGUUACUGUUGUAUUAGUAUAUUGUUAGUCUGUGUUAUAACAAUAAAGAUAUCUCCCGGACCGGCC